This is a messenger RNA of Galeopterus variegatus (Sunda flying lemur), 957 nucleotides long. RefSeq names its product olfactory receptor 5T1-like. NCBI's taxonomy places the organism in Eukaryota, Metazoa, Chordata, Mammalia, Dermoptera, Cynocephalidae. Gene Ontology annotation, molecular function: olfactory receptor activity; odorant binding; G protein-coupled receptor activity. Gene Ontology annotation, biological process: G protein-coupled receptor signaling pathway; sensory perception of smell. Gene Ontology annotation, cellular component: membrane. The record is from RefSeq and is a predicted model, not a curated record. The coding region runs from base 1 to 957 and encodes 318 amino acids. The transcript is spliced from 3 exons.
AUGGAGGGGUUGACACCAGACUUGAAUGUAUACAGUAUUCAGUUAAAGAAUGUUACUGAAGUCACUGUGUUUAUAUUGAUGGGAUUCACAGAUGAUUUUAAGUUGCAAGUCUUCCUGUUUUUACUAUUCCUUGCAAUCUAUCUUUUUACUCUAGUAGGAAAUUUAGGACUCGUUGUAUUAGUCAUUGGUGAUUCCAGGCUCCACAACCCGAUGUACUAUUUUCUGAGUGUUUUGUCAGUCUUGGAUGCCUGCCAUUCUACUGUUGUCACCCCCAAAAUGUUAAUCAAUUUCAUGGCUAAGAAUAAAUCCAUUUCAUUUCUUCAAUGUGUGACAACAAUGUUUCUCUUUGUUACUUUAGGAACCACAGAAUGCUUUCUCUUGGCUGCAAUGGCUUAUGAUCGCUAUGUGGCCAUCUACAACCCACUUCUGUAUUCAGUGAGCAUGUCACCCAGAGUCUAUGUGCCACUCAUCAUUGCUUCCUAUGUUGGUGGCAUUUUAAAUGCUACUAUACACACAGUGGCCACAUUCAGCCUGUCCUUCUGUGGAUCCAAUGAAGUUAGACAUUUCUUUUGUGAUAUCCCUCCUCUCCUCGAUAUUUCUUGCUCUUCCACUCACACAAACCAGCUUCUACUCUUUUACUUUGUUGGCUCCAUUGAGAUAGUCACUAUCUUGAUUGUCCUGGUCUCCUAUGGUUUCAUUCUGGUGGCCAUUCUGAAGAUGCACUCUGCUGAAGGGAGGCAAAAAAUCUUCUCUACAUUCGGUUCUCACCUAACUGGAGUGACAAUUUAUCAUGGGACAGUCCUCUUCAUGUAUGUGAGACCAAGUUCCAGCUAUGCUUUGGAGCAUGACAUGAGAGUUUCGAUUUUUUACACCAUUGUGGUUCCCAUGCUGAAUCCCAUCAUCUACAGUUUGAGGAACAAAGAUGUAAAAGAGGCAAUGAAAAGAUGGUUUGUGUGA